AUGGUGACUGUCAGUAACGAUCCAGUGGCAGUCAAGCCAACCGAGGUUCGGGUACUGCCAUUUGCUACCAUGAGAGGAAGGAGUGUGGAUUCAGCAGGAAAAGAUGCUACUGAGAAGUGCAAGUGUGAGGUUCGAGUCCAGCCUGAAGUGGAACACUAUCAUCAGGAGGAACAUGAAAUCAAUGAGAAGGUGGCAGACCAGCAGAAGGUGGUGACUGCCCUAAUUGCGGGAGCCAUGGCUGGAGCACUUGCUAAAACUGUGAUAGCGCCUUUAGAUCGAACCAAGAUCAAUUUUCAGAUUGCCAACAAGCCAUUCUCUGCACGGGAAGCCGGCAAAUUUCUGUUCAAGACCGUCCGGGAUUCUGGUUUUUUCUCACUGUGGAGAGGAAACUCAGCCACUCUUGUGAGGAUUGUGCCUUAUGCUGCCAUUCAGUUCAGUGCUCAUGAGCAGUACAAGUUGUGGCUUAACUUUGAGAAAAGAAAACACUUGCCUCCACAUUGGAGAUUUUUAGCUGGCGCUCUGGCUGGUGUUACUUCUGUGGCCUUGACCUAUCCACUUGACUUGUGUCGUGCCAGGAUGGCAGUGACACCUAAAGAAACGUACAACCAUAUAGGACAAGUAUUUAUGAAGAUGAUACGAGAGGAGGGUCUAUUCUCAAUAUACCGAGGGUUCACACCAACAAUUCUCGGCUCCAUACCAUACUCAGGGUCCAGUUUUUUCACAUAUGAAACUUUGAAAAAACUCCAUGCUGAAACACAUUUAGGCAGAGAUCCGAACCCGAUAGAGAGGAUGUGUUUCGGGGCUGUGGCCGGAAUGGUAGGACAGUCAGCCUCGUACCCACUUGAUAUUGUCAGGCGACGAAUGCAGACUGCAG
Messenger RNA from Candidula unifasciata, 874 nucleotides. NCBI's taxonomy places the organism in Eukaryota, Metazoa, Mollusca, Gastropoda, Stylommatophora, Geomitridae. The record is from the annotation of a GenBank genome assembly.